Austrofundulus limnaeus is the source of this 1519-nucleotide messenger RNA. Its product is annotated as SH2 domain-containing protein 4A. Gene Ontology annotation, cellular component: cytoplasm. The coding region runs from base 400 to 1173 and encodes 257 amino acids. The transcript has 6 exons. The record is from RefSeq and is a predicted model, not a curated record. Lineage: Eukaryota; Metazoa; Chordata; Actinopteri; Cyprinodontiformes; Rivulidae.
GAAGAGGAGAAGAAGGAAGGGAGGAGGAGUGACGAAGAUGAUGUCAGGCCAUCCCACUCCCUGUGAGUACAAAUACAGCAGAGAGAGAAGAGCUGAGCCUGCAUACGGGCUGCUGCUGACGACACACACACACACACACACACACUCCUCAGUUCAACAGCAGACUCAGAGCAGAGAGAUGCUCCUGGCUGGCAGUAUCUGACAGGAGCCUUCACCAAGCUAAUCCACCCACAGAGGGAUAGUGGCCUCCUUCAAAGGUCAGGAGUGGACCUGAUCCAAGAUCCUUCAGAGAAAAAAGGGGAACCUGACUCCGAGCAGGAAAAGAAGCAAUUGUACCUCGCUGACAAGAGGAGCUGAGGGCAAGUUUCAGACACCCACCGGCUGGGAAACAGAGGCAAGAUGCUGGCUAAAAUCCUUCAGGACAUGUGGGUGGACCCUGAGGUGCUGGAGGCCCUGAACGAGGAGCAGAAGAGGAUCCUCUUCCUGAAGAUGAGAGAGGAGCAGGUGCGUCGCUGGAGAGUGCGAGAGGAGAAGGAGAAGAGGGAAGGAUGGAGCAAUGUCCGACCCAAGAAAGUUUCCAAUAAAAGUGUGACGUGGCUUAUUGGUCGGGACGGUGAUGUGAGUGUGAGCAUAAUUGGAGAGAUGGAUGAAUUCAAGUCCUCCAAACUCCUCCAGAACCUCAACAACAGAGUCCACGGUGAUAGUAUAAACAGCAUCCAGACGGUGGACCUGCUGUCAGAAAGAGCGACCCGGCAGAUCAUCUUCACGGACGACAUGAAUCUGCCCGUCACAGAUGUUAAUGAAGACUUGGCUUCACCAAACAAGCAGCCGUCUCAGGACCUGGACUCCUGCAGCACCGACCUGAAGGACCCCAGUGAGGACAGCGACACUGACUCAGGCAAUGGCUCGGACAGCGGUGGUGACUGCAAUCCUGUCUACAGGCCUCGUUUCUGUAGCCAUGGUGACCAGCGACUGAAAGCCCAGUUGUCGGGCUCAGAGAGGGCCGGUCUGCAGGACAGAGAAACGUUUUGUCACGAGGAUACGUCAGAACGCCACGGUCGUGUGGCGCAGCUCAGGAAGGCGUUUGCAGAUGAGCCUCAGCAGAAAUCACCUUACAAACCGCCCGUACCUGCCAAACCUGCUCAUCUGCAGAGAACCACCCGCAUUCAUUAAAGCUCACCCUGCUGCAAGUAUGGAGAGCCAGCGAUGCAGCUGGACCAGCUCCCUCUAAAACCGUUUAUGCACAUAAACUUUCCUUGGAUGUAAUGUUGUGGACACACACCUGCAGACGGAGCUGGAUGGAGACCGUGCACUGAAGUUUGAAAAAUCUGAACCACUUAAAGCAAAAAUGCAGAUGUUUACGAUGUGCCUGUGACUGAGCAGCAGAUACAAAAGGUGUUCACAACUCAGACACACAAAUGGACAUUUGACCGGAGAGAAAAAAAACUCUACAAGGAUAUCUGUUUUUACAACCAAAAAUAACUGAUAAACUAAAUACUUAUUAUUCUGUGCUGAUCCA